UUAUAUCAAUAACAAUUAAAAUUCUAGGAUAUUAUUAAUAAAUUUCUUAAAAAUCAUGACAAUUUUCAUUCUGAUUAAUUUAUUACACUGAUUUAUUUUUACAUGACAUCCCUGUGAAUUUAUUUGUUUUAUGUUUAAAAUUAAGCAACUAAUCAUCCAUAAUUAUUGUGCUAAAGGUUUAUAGUACUAAAUUACGAAAAUAGUAUAUAGCGGGAGAUUUACAUUAUUAAGUAUUCUAUUUAAGAUUUUAAAAUGCUCAAUUGUGUAAUGGCAUAAUGCACUUCAUUUCUUUUCUUUGUUUAGCCAGUUACUUAAAAUGUUUAACACCAAUUGUUUUAUCAAGUAGUGUUAUAUCUUCCUUCAACUCAUUAAGAUUUAGUCGUAGUACCCAAAUGAAGGAUGUGAAAGUAAUACCUGAUGACGUUGAAAACUUUAAUCAAAUACAAUUGUCAAAUAAGUCUCAUAUAAUAUUAUUAGCCGAUAAUUCUUCAAUCAUAAACAAAAAUGUUGAACUUAAAGAACAUUAUGAAAUACAGAAUAUUACAGCAGAUGAAAUAACAAAAUUGAAUGAUACAUUUGCAAACAUAACAUCAAUGCCUGAAUUGUCUAAUUAUAUGACUACUCAAAUAGUUUUAAUAUCAGGUGCAUCUAUUGCAGGCUGUGUUGUCAUUUUAUCAUUUGUGAUUUUAGGAUACUUAACAUAUAAAAGAAGCAGAUGGAAUAGCCCACAAGCAUUAGAUCAUUGUAGUAACGCAGAUUCUAUAGGAUAUUUAGAUGAUAUGUUUAAGGAAAAUUCUGAUGAAAUGUACAGUUUGGACAAUGAUUCAUUUUUGAAUAGUUUGGAAGCCAUGACAAUUCAGAAUUAUUGGACUGAAAACAUUAAGCAUACAAAGCUAUGAUUUAUAAUGUAUAACAGUCACAGUUCAGUAGUUAUAUUAUUCAUUUCCAAAGCAAUAAUAAGUAUUAAUUGAAUUUAAAAAAAUUGAUAUCACCAAUAAAUUUUAUAAACUUGGAUAACAUAUGGCAAAAAAGUUAAUUUUUACCACUUAUACUUUACUUAUAGGAUGUGUAUUUUUGUCUUAAACAUUUAACUUAAUUUAAUUUAAUUUAACCCAAUUCAGUAUUGUUACUAGACUUAAGUUCCUAAUAAGUAAGUUGUGAUUUCUUCUUUCCCUUUUAAUGUAAAUUUAUGUACAAUUUAAACAUUUCUUUCUCUAUACAAUUAUGUUGUACUUU
Messenger RNA from Daktulosphaira vitifoliae (grape phylloxera), 1236 nucleotides. RefSeq lists its product as uncharacterized. The transcript has 5 exons. Lineage: Eukaryota; Metazoa; Arthropoda; Insecta; Hemiptera; Phylloxeridae. Bases 276 to 899 code for a protein of 207 amino acids. The record is from RefSeq and is a predicted model, not a curated record.